Myxocyprinus asiaticus (Chinese sucker) is the source of this 1056-nucleotide messenger RNA. RefSeq names its product zinc finger protein 69 homolog. NCBI's taxonomy places the organism in Eukaryota, Metazoa, Chordata, Actinopteri, Cypriniformes, Catostomidae. Gene Ontology annotation, biological process: regulation of transcription by RNA polymerase II. Bases 1 to 1056 code for a protein of 351 amino acids. The transcript is spliced from 2 exons. Gene Ontology annotation, molecular function: DNA-binding transcription factor activity; RNA polymerase II cis-regulatory region sequence-specific DNA binding. The record is from RefSeq and is a predicted model, not a curated record.
AUGCCACCAAAACCGAUCAAAAGGACACAAAAACGAGUUAAAUCGACCUUACCGGGAGAAACUGAGGUGGAUGCUAAACCUACGGAGGCUAAUACCGAAGAGGGUGCGACAGACAUUACUCAAGAAUCAUCCUCUGCAAUUCCUGAGGCUAUUCACUCUCUGAAAUCGGACUUUGCUGUGCGAUUUGAUGUAUUGCUCCAGGCGAUCAAUGGAGUGCAGUGCGACCUCAAAGCCCUUACAUCACGGGUAACAGAAGCCAAAGAUCAGAUAAGCAAACAAGAAGACAACAUCACAGAGCUGCAAACUCAAAACGCAAAAUUGAAAACUACUAUUGAAUCUCUCUCUUCAAAAGUCGAUGACCUGGAAAAUCGCAGUUGGCGAUCGAAUCUACGACUAGUAGGACUCUCAGAAAAAAAAGAGGGGAAGGAUAUGUGCGCCUUUUUAGAGAAAUGGCUUCCUGAGAUCCUCGGCCCAGAAAAUCUUCCAGGUCCCCUUGUAAUCGAAAGGGCUCACCGAAUCGGCAGAGUCACUGAAGAUCGCUCUGACACUCCACCAAGAGCUGUGAUAAUGAAAUUCCUAAACUACGCCGACAAAGUCCGCACCUUGAAAGCAGCAAGAGCAAAAGGUACACUGAUGGAAGUGCAAGAGGAAAUUCAAGAGCUGAUUGAACUGGAGGAGAAACAUCAUGAAUUUCCCACUGGAGAAAAAUCUUUUGAGUUGUCAAAGACUAAGAAAAGGUUUUCACUAAAAAAGCCUCAAAGAAGAGCAGCCAAAAAUACUUUCACCUGCUCACAAAGUGGAAAAGGUUUCACAUUUAAAAGCAAUCUUAAUAAACACAUGAGAGUUCACACUGGAGAGGUGGCUUUCAUGUGCCACCAGUGUGGAAAAAGUUUCAAAACUAAAGGAAACCUUAAUAUGCAUAUGAAAAGUCAUACUGGAGAAAAGCCUUACAUAUGUUCGCAGUGUGGAAAAUGUUUCACGUAUAAAUGCAAUCUAAAUGAACAUAUGAGGGUUCAUACUGGAGAGAGGCCUUACACAUGCCAUCGGUGUGGAUAA